UGUGUGAGAGAGUGAAAUUAAGUUUAAGCCGAUGCGCAUCAACUGGACCAUUUUGUUGACUGAUGCUUGAAGGAAGCUGCCUUUUAUUAUUUUGUAGACUCACUUGUACUUGAACUUACUGCUUGAAGAGGGCUUACUGGCGCAAUCGAAGUGGUUUGUCGUGUGAUUGUGUGAAUAGGUUUCAAUGCGAGGACCGGCUUAAUUUUUCGUCAGCACAUGUGGCAUGCACGCACACGGACAAUCACGCCAAGUAACUGAUACUGGUUGCGAGACUGCUGUGCGGUGGACAGUGAAAGUGAGCAAGGAUCUGUGCAUUCUUGCCAUCGUGUCAUACGCGUCAGACUUCGAACCGGGAGGAGGGUUUGUCUUGUCAUUUCAAACUUCACCAUCCAUCUCAUCGCACUAAGCUGCUGCUGCUCGUUACUCAGCGUUAUACGUACUGUUUGGCAAGCAUUCAUCCUUUUUUUUUGCUGAAAAGGUACAUUAUCACUUUGCUGCUACUUACUCACCCGCACAACACAGCCCGAAAGCACCACACGGCAAUCGGUGCUAUCGCUCUGAUUUUAUUAUUUCCACCACUCGGAGGUUUGUCCCGGGGUCCGCCACAUACCGUUAACACCUUACCGUUUAGAUGACGGUGUCGGGAAUGUCCUAUGUAUAUGUACAUAUUGGGAAACACGGCCGUGUUAGGAAGGUGACGGUUGUAUCUCAUCACACCGCAAACCUUACCUAUCAGUGUGCUGUCUUUUAAAGGUAGCCAGGACAUUGCUUGCUUACAUAAACACACACAUACACACAUACACACACAGACACACACUAGUGAGGAUGAAAACGAGAUUGAUACGCAUCGUUAAACAUGUGCAGAGGAAAUGACACACGAGCGUCAAACGAAUGAAGUGAUAAGUAUUGUUAAUUGUGGUGCAUUUUUGGGAGUUUACACACAAAAAGGACGAUUUAAAUCACUCACUCACACAAAUACACACAAUCAUUUUGAUUUGGGAUGGUCCCAAUCUAUUCGUUUGAGAUUUUCACUAAAUUUUCGAUGGAACUUUUCACACGGGGAUGCGUUUUCGUUGUCGGUAUGGAAAUAGAAUUCCAAGGAACUCUACGUCCCUCACUCGCAACACUGUUCAACUCAUGAUGCUGCCAUACUGCCACAGUUACACAUACCGGCCAGUACAAGCGGAAAAUAAUUGUCCACCUUGCUUCAGGCUCCCUUCUUCCCCCCCCGGGUCUCCCCUUCCCGACACACACAUACAUAGAGAAAGGCAGCGGGUUAAGUUCGGUUGGGCAUGAACGCGUGCGAGUGAAGUGAGCAGAGUCCAUGUGUUUGCUCAACAGUUUUCUCGAGUGUGUACUCUAGUCCUUUCCUGGACCGUCGACCGGAAACGCGGGGGGUAACGGUUCGGAUGGUACGGAAACGCAGGGGGAUGAGAGGGAUGAUACUCAAGCGAGAGAUGAUUUUAUUGCUCUUCGGUUUCGUACUUUUGAAUAAUUAUGUGAAUUGCAGUUGUGCACAGACCUACACACAUACACACACACACCUACACCUAACCUUUUCCCGGUGUCAGGAAAUUGCUACCGAAAAUACGAUGCUUCUAGCUUUGGUGAAGUACAUAAGUGGAUACAUACACGGAUAGGUCUGUUUUGUGGGACGUGAGAGGAUACAGGAAACAGAGGCAACACAGGCAGUGUAUCUAUAUCUCAUCGUUCGUUACAAUACAGAUCGGAUUUUGGAUAGUGGCCGAUGCGGCAGAGUUAUCAGCAGCACACCAAAGGACACCGUUUGUCAGUUCAUUUGAAUCGUUCAACCACCGUACAUCGGUUGGUGUUCGAUGUGUGAAAGGAAAAUCGUCCCUCGCCUUACCCAUUGAGGAAGGAAACACAACGGUCCGAGGUGUGGGAAAUGCAACCGGAAAAGGAAAUGAAGUGAAUCGCUUGUUAUCUGCUGCUAUCAGUGUGUGAUGCGCUUGACGUUGUGCGUUUGAUUUGCGGAAAUGCGUCCAACGAACGAAUGCAAAUGGGCGAUUAUGUAGAGAGAUCGAAGAACUAAGUAGUUAUCGUGGUAUUUUAUUAUGAAUCUAUACAAUAAUUAGAGCAUCGCCCUGGAAUUAUGGAAGUGGCAAGAGCAACACUAUCACGAUUGCCCGGUUUCGUGCACUGCCUAGCAAUGGCGAUACUCAUCGAGCAGGCAGGGUAUGCGCUGUCGUCGGAAAAUCUUCAGAUGCCCAACUUUCUGCACGAGCUUCCGUCGAGCGUGCUGUUCAGCAACGACACCGGCAACUCGCAGCUCGUCUGCCAGGCCUACGGUGGUCCGCAAAUGAUCAUCCAAUGGAUACUGAAGGACGGCAGUCUGGUGAGCAGCGUGCCGGGAUUGAGGCAAGCGUUACCGAACGGGACACUCUACUUUCCACCGUUCGCUGGCCAUCUCUUUCGGACGGAUGUGCACGAUACGACUUAUCGGUGCAGAAUCAGCUACUCCUACUACGUACUGCUCAGCCACGACAUCCGGGUACGUGCAGUGGUACGGCAACCGUACGAGGUGAAGGUGGAGAACGCCGAUGUGACGGUCGCAAAUACGGCCUUCCUGAAAUGCUUCGUCUCGUCGCACGUGCGGGAAUUUGUCCAUGUGUCGUCAUGGUUCAGCGAGAAGGAAAUGCUUCUACCCGGUCGUUCCGAUAUUGGCACUCGGUAUGUUGUCACAACGCCCGGUGGAGAGCUGUGCAUACGGAACGUCAACGAGGAAGACAGAUUGAAGCGGUUCUCAUGCGUAACGGUCGACACGCUGACGGGGGAGCGGAAAACGAGCGACGCCAUCCUGCUUGUCCUCAAAGAUAGUACGCCGAACAUGGCUCCAUCCACUAGCCAAAAGUCAGUCAGUGAACUUACAGCCGGCAAGGGAACCAGUGUGCAGUUACCGUGCAAUGUCCAGGGAAAUCCCGUACCGAGCUUCUCUUGGUUUCGCAUCUCGGACACGGGUUCGUUAUAUACCGUGCCAUCCUCGCAGCGGAUCGUGCCAUCGCAGUCACUGCUAUUCAUCCGUAACGUCGACGAACGGGACGCCGGAAGAUGGAUAUGCAAAGCAUUCAAUCAGUUCGGUGAACAGAAGCUUGAAAUCCAUCUCACGAUCAGCAACGAGCUGGUGGCACACAUCCAUCCACAGAUACAGAUUAUCAACUCCGGCAAUUCGGCACUGCUGAACUGCUCCAUCUUCGGCAGCGAGGUGAACAAAAUUGAAUGGUUUCACAACGGACAGGAGCUGUUUGCUAAUGGUCGAACCGAACGCAGCAUGAGCCUGCUGUCGGCAAGCACACUAAAAAUUGAUAGGGUAAGCAAGAAGGAUCAAGGAAUUUAUCAAUGCAUUGUGUCGAAUGCACGGAGCAGCGCUCAGGGAAGCUCGGAAUUGAAGCUCGGAGAAAGCCCACCGGAGAUAAGCUACGGGUUCGUGGAACAAAAUGUGCGCGCCUCUGCGUACAUCUCAUUGAAAUGUUCGGCCGCUGGGUCGCCUCCACCGCAGUUUGUCUGGCUGCUAGACUACCAACCGAUACUGGAUGUUUCAUCCCUGCACCGUUACACGAUGGAUCAAUUUCUCGACAUCAACAGUCACGUAACGACGCAUCUCAACAUCAGCCAUGUGCACAGCGAUGACGGUGGUCUGUACACCUGCGUCGCAUCCAACAGCAUGGGUACGGCAUCGCACAAGGCGCGUCUCAACGUUUACGGCCCUCCGUAUGUACGUGCCAUCGGACCCAUCACGGCUGUUGCUGGCGAGCCGAUCGAGAUGCAUUGCCCUUUCUCCGGCCAUCCCAUCCAGUCCGUGCGUUGGAUACGGGGCGGAAAUGAACUGGUUUCCGGACCACGGCACAGUGUGGCGGACGUUAAGCAUGGCGGAUAUUUGAAAAUUUAUACCGUCGACCCGGCCCAGGAUCGGGGUCCGUACACGUGCAUCGUAACGGGGCCGACCGGUGACGAAGGACGGAGGGAGCUACAAUUAGUGGUACACAGUCCACCCGUCAUUGAGCCGUUCGCAUUUCCAAAAAUCAUGAAAGUUGGUGGCCGGGCACAGCUGACCUGUUCGGUGUCGGCCGGCGAUAUGCCGAUCUAUUUCAGCUGGAAAAAGGACGGUUCCCCGAUAGCGCAGGAUUUGCACGUCAGCGAGAAGAAGGAAGAGUUCUUCUCGCUGCUGGUGCUGAAGGACAUUACGGCACGGCACAGCGGACGGUACAGCUGCUUCGCUACCAACACUGCCGCCCAGACGAACUAUACGGCCGAACUGCUGGUGCAAGUGCCACCGUCCUGGACGCAGGAACCGCACGACAUUGCUGUUGUCCUCGGGCAUCCGAUAGUACUGCCAUGCGAGGCGGAUGGGUUCCCCCAGCCGAAGAUAACGUGGUUCCGUGGCAAGGGUAAGCUGUCCACCGACUUUCACUCCAUACCGUCGAAGAACAACUCGCUGAGCAUCAAUUAUGCCACGUCACCGGAUGCUGGCUACUAUAUGUGCGAGGCGGCCAACGGGAUCGGCAACAGUCUGAAGAAAAUCAUCCACAUCGAUGUGAACGAAGCGGUCCAUUUCGAUACGCCGGUAAAGAACGUAUCCGCCCGCCGGAACGAUGCGGUAAUGCUGGAGUGCCUAGCGCUCGGCGAUGAACCAAUCAACAUCAUCUGGACGCACAAGAACCAGCGGAUCGAUUUCAACAACUAUCGGUAUAACAUUAUCGAAAUGAAGGAGAGUGUUGGCGUGCGAUCGCAAUUAUCGAUUAGCUUGACGGAGCGUUACGAUUCCGGCAAGUACGUCUGCACGGCGGAGAACCUGUACGGGACGAGCGAGCAUGUGAUAUAUCUGGCCGUCCAGGAGCGUCCGGAUGCACCGUCCGACCUGGAGGUGAUGGAAGUGUCGAGCCGUCAGAUACGGCUCUCGUGGAAGCGCCCGUACGAUGGCAUGUCCCCGGUGCUGAGCUAUCUCGUACAGUACCAACCGGUGCGUUUGGGGAAGGAUCCGGUCCAGGACACGCAGCACCGGUCCGGUUCGGAUAGCACGAUAGCCAUGUGGGACAGUCCGCUGACGGUAAAUGUCACCUUCUCGAAGGUGAACAUGAUCAAAAGUAGCAUCGACGGUGGCGUCAGGGAUGAAACGAGCAUCGGAGGUUUGUUCCCGGCAACCCAGUACCUUCUACGCAUGCUGGCCAUUAAUGAGAUUGAGUGUUCAUCGUUUACGAGCCCGCUCGUGGUGAGGACGCAGGAAGAAGCGCCGAGUGAAGCGCCCGGUGGGCUGAAAGUCAAAACCGGCGCCAUGGGCGAACUUGUGCUCACCUGGCAAAUACCAAGCCGGGCGUCCUGGAACGGGGAGCUGCUGGGCUACACGGUCAGCUGUGUGGAGGAGAAAACCAACAUCAACUUUAUCGCCAACCCGAGCAACAUCUCCAACACGACACUCACGGUACAUGGAUGGGCGACAACCAAGACCAGUAUCGCGAACCUGAAGAAAUUCACCCGCUAUGCGUUGCGCAUCCGUACGUACAACAGUAUCGCACCCGGGCCGUGGAGUACGGUUGUGUACGGUACCACGUCGGAGGAUGCACCCGAGGCAGAACCACAGAACGUCUCCUGUUCCAGUCUGUCGUCGCAAAGCAUCAAGGUGCUGUGGCAGGAACCACCGCCCCAAUUCCAUAACGGUGUGUUGCAGGGCUACAAAAUCCUUUACCGACCGCUCACGAAGAACAACGAGUUUGUAUAUCCGUUCGAAAUCAAGCGAACGUCCAACCUGGAGACGUAUCUGCACGCACUGAUGAAGGCGACCAACUAUUCCAUCCAGGUUUUAAGCUUCACCCUAUCGGGGGACGGUGUAGCCAGUGUGCCGGUGUACUGUGCGACUGAGGAGGAUGUUCCCGAAGCACCCGCUGGCAUCAAAGCGCUCACCUUGACGGCAGAUUCGAUUCUGGUAUCCUGGUUACCGCCGGCGCAUCCAAAUGGCAUCAUCACUCAUUACACGGUGUACGGCAAGGACCACGGCAAGAAAGGCUCUCCGAAACAUAACAUCGUGCGCGUGGACGAAACCGGACGACCGUCGAUGUUCGAGGUGCGGGGACUGAGCGAGAACAACAAAUACGACUUUUGGGUGACGGCAUCGACGGUGAAGGGCGAAGGCGAUCCAACGAUGGUGGUAUCGCAAACGACCAACACUCGGGCACCGGCCAAAAUUGCGUCCUUUUCGCGGCUGCUUAAGGUGCCGGUCGGUGUGAGUCUCGUGCUGGAAUGUGUCGCCGUCGGUAAUCCGACACCUCGCACUCGAUGGUUGACGAAGGACCAGGCCGUCACCUUCAGCCAGUAUUACGUCAUAUCGCAAGGGUUUCUCAAGAUACAUAGCGUCGAGCCACAGAUUGCUGGUAACUUUACCUGCUCCGCUAAGAAUCUCUUCGGCGAGGACGAGAUACACUAUAUGCUGAUAGCGCUGCAAACACCGAAUGUGACGCAGCUCUCGAUCCAGUACACGUCGUUCGACAGUUUGCGCGUGACGUGGGAGGUGGCCAGCGAUGGGGGUGCUCCCAUCCAGGGGUACAAUCUGUACUAUCGUACGACGAGCGGGACGUGGUCGAACGUGGCAAUACCGAGCGAUCAGAUGGCGUACACGCUGAACGGUCUCAAGUGUGGCACUCAGUACAUUCUAAAGAUCAACGCACACAACAAGGUCGGUAUAGGGAUGUUUACUGAGGAGCUGGCCGUGCGUACCAAGGGAAAAGCUCCACACAUCCCAGAAGAGCGAGAACUGUUCAACACCAACUCGAGCUGCUUGAACCUAUUUCUAACGUCCUGGCUAAACGGUGGCUGUCCAAUAUCACACUUUUCCAUCGAAUAUCGUCGCCUGCACACGCCCUUCUGGACGAUAGUGUCAUCGGAUCUUUCCGGCAGCGAUCAGCAUACGAACGGCAGUAUCUCAUUCUGUGACUUUGUACCCGCCACCUGGUACGAGCUCAAGAUCACCUCCAACAAUGAUGCGGGCAAAACGAUGGCCCAGUAUAACUUUGCCACGCUGACACUGUUGGGGGAAAAGAUUCCCCCGCCGGAGUAUAAGGCGAUUCCGGAGGAGAAUAACGAUACGGAUCUGUUGCAGCAGGAAGAGUUCCAAUGGUUACAGUCGACGGUGAUGAUAGUCACCAUCAUUGUGGUCGUUUUAAGUCUCGUCGUUGGAGCGAAGUAUCGUGGAAUUCUUUGCUUCACCAACAACUCCGAUCGGUACAGCACCCAAACACUGUCCGCCGAUCUGAGCAUGAAGGAGCAGUCGGAGAAUAUUCGCAACCAGCAGGUGUACAGUGCGUCGCCGGUGAAGGUGAUCAACAAGGAGGAAAAUGCGGAGAUGUACGAAAUUUCGCCUUACGCCACGUUCAACGCGAGCACCGGUCGGUUGUGCAAGGAGCCCCGGAGUUUAAACCCAUCGAACAUAGAUUAUUCGCUGCAAUUUCGCACCUUCGGCCAUCCGGAGUGUGAUUUAAAUGCUACCGCCUAUCCACUGCUGGAGAGUACCGGUCACAUGCCAGGACAUAUCAAGGGCAAAUCGAGCUGGCACAAGCAACAGUUUUACAACACAGAUGAGACCCCAAUCAAUAUGCCAAGUUCAACGAAAUCAAUCGCUUCCAAGUGGGACGACGGUGCUUUGCGACGCAUGGGACAACGUAAUUUCGGGCCGAGUAACUAUUCCGAAUCGGACAGUAGCAGUCCCAUCAACGAAUUCUCGAACGCACCCACCUUUAGGAUACCAUCGAAAACACCUUGUUCAAACAUACUGCAUCACGAAUCCAGUACGGAAUCCAUCAAAGAACUAUCGCCGGUGAGGGAUCAUCGUGCCAAUACGCCCCGCCACGUCCAGGCAUCGGCGAAAGGCCACUUUGGGCAUCAGCUACGGACAAAGGACAAUCAUUGCCUCGAUAUGCAACCAUCUUCAAGUACGCACAGAUACCACAAUAAAACCUACGUGACAGCGGCCGAGUUUAGCGAAACGGAAAGUGAUCGCGAGCGGGCACUAGAUCUCGAGGUGCAGCGCGCCAUGGAAAAGGCUAUACGGCAGGACGAGUGCAAAUCGUCGAUGAGAUAGAACGAAUCACGUACAUUUCCAGCCAACCGACACACACUCUCUCUAUCUCUCUAUCUCUCUCUAUCUAACUUUCCCUGGACUCUGGUGUUUGCAGAUCGGUCCAUUCGAUCCUCGUUUCCGGUUCCAAAUCAGAUCCUACACGGUAGUGUGGAUAGUAUCACAUCAAUGCCGAUCCCUCCAU
Anopheles funestus (African malaria mosquito) is the source of this 8267-nucleotide messenger RNA. RefSeq names its product Down syndrome cell adhesion molecule-like protein Dscam2 (gene Dscam3). Lineage: Eukaryota; Metazoa; Arthropoda; Insecta; Diptera; Culicidae. Gene Ontology annotation, molecular function: cell-cell adhesion mediator activity. Gene Ontology annotation, cellular component: axon; plasma membrane. The record is from RefSeq and is a predicted model, not a curated record. Gene Ontology annotation, biological process: dendrite self-avoidance; axon guidance; homophilic cell-cell adhesion. The transcript has 26 exons. The coding region runs from base 2114 to 8086 and encodes 1990 amino acids.